Racocetra fulgida is the source of this 456-nucleotide messenger RNA. NCBI's taxonomy places the organism in Eukaryota, Fungi, Glomeromycota, Glomeromycetes, Diversisporales, Gigasporaceae. The record is from the annotation of a GenBank genome assembly.
ACACCAACGAAAGAUGUUGAGACAUUAAAGGUUAGCCGUGUUGAGACAUUUGUCAAACUUCCUAAUAUUGAGACACCAACGAAAGAUGUUGAGACAUUAAAGGUUAGCCGUGUUGAGACAUUUGUCAAACUUCCUAAUAUUGAGACACGGAAGAAAGAAAUUCAACCCGCUUCUAGCCGAAACGAGGCUAUUGCUUUUAAUCUUAGUCUAGUUCACCCUGAACCAGAAUAUAAGCAUUUAUAUUUAUUACGAGGAAAAGGGAAAUUGCGUAUUCCGGCUCGCACUGAAUUAGCUCCUCAUACUUUACGGAGAUGUUUUGCCACCUAUAAUACCUUAGCCGGUAUGCCCCUCAAUAUUUUACAACGAAUAUUAGGACACAGUAAAAUUUCUACUACGGCUUUGUAUAUCAAAGAUAGUGAUUUAAGUAAUUUGGUGAAAUUUCGGCCGAUUGCUUAA